Sphaeramia orbicularis (orbiculate cardinalfish) is the source of this 1677-nucleotide messenger RNA. RefSeq lists its product as uncharacterized. Lineage: Eukaryota; Metazoa; Chordata; Actinopteri; Kurtiformes; Apogonidae. Bases 1 to 1584 code for a protein of 527 amino acids. The record is from RefSeq and is a predicted model, not a curated record. The transcript has 9 exons.
AUGGUGGCGAAAUCUGGAUCAGUUCCUCAAAGGACAACAAUAGCACUGGAAGAUUCAGCAACAUUAUACUUCCCCUGUAGAGCUACAGAAGGCCGUUUUGUCGGUGUGUUUCUUCCAGGAACCAGGAGGGUUUUAAGUCUCUGUGAAGUGGAGGUGUACUCUGUUGACGACGCAUUUCCUACACCCAACGUGGCACUGAGAGGAGAGGCCGCCCAAUCGUCAACGCUCUCUUUUGCCGCUGCAUUCAAAGCCAUUGAUGGGAGAAGGAACUCGUUCUACACCAAAGGGUCCUGCAGCCACACUGCAGAGGGUGAGACCAGUCCGUGGUGGAGGGUGGACCUGCUAAGAACCUUUAUAAUCACAUCUAUCAAAGUGACCAACAGAGGCGACUGCUGUGCCGAGAGACUAGACGGAGCUGAGAUACGGAUCGGAAAAUCUCUUCACAACAAUGGAAACGACAACCCCAGGUGUGCAACCAUCUCCCACAUAAGACCUGGAAAAACCCUUACGAUCCACUGUGACAAUGGCAUGAUGGAGGGUCGCUAUGUCAACAUGGUUAUCCCCGGAAACGGAAAGACCCUGACCCUGUGCGAAGUGGAGGUGUAUGCUACUCCGAAAGUGGCGCCUCUACAAAAUGUAGCCCUUUGGAAAACAACAGCACAGGUGUCAGCAUAUCAGGAACAUCAUGCAAAUGGAAAAGUGAUUUCGGGGGAUUCUGCUAAGGCUGUUGAUGGGUGUCGACUUUUAAAUUUUGUACAAAAUUGCUGUGUCCAUACAUUAGAACAUAAUAACCCCUGGUGGUUUGUAGACCUGGUGUCUGUGCAUAAGGUCAGUGCUGUCACUAUAUAUAAUAGACAAGACUGCUGCGCUGAAACACUCAUAGGUGCAGAAAUCCGAGUUGGGAACAAAAGAUACUUCCAUGACCACAGUAACCCUAGAUGUGACGUUAUCUCAGCUGUGGUGGUAAAAAAACAAAGCGUCACCUUCCAGUGUCCAGACAUGGAAGGGCGUUAUGUCAGUGUGGUCAACCCAGGAACCAGUAAGCUUAUAGAGAUGUGUGAAGUGGAGAUCUAUGCUUCUCCAGUGGCUGACAUCACUCCUUCUGUACCGCCACCUCCUGCUGGUCCGGUUCUCCCUCUUCCCUCUGUGAGCCUGCUGCUUGGAGGCAGGAAUGUGACGCUGGUGUUUGCCAAGCUUUGCUGGUCUGAUGCGCUGAUCUACUGCAGACGACACCACUGGGACCUGCUUAGCCUCCACAGCGAAGAAGAGCAGAAUGAGGUGGAGGAUCUGCUGAGCCGCAGUCCGGUCCUGCUCACAGAUUAUGUCUGGGUUGGAUUGCGCCGAUUAUUAAUGAAAGACAGUUGGUUCUGGAUGUCUGGAGGUUCAAUGACCUUUACUAAAUGGUUGAAACAUCCACCAACUAAACUGUAUUCACACUCCUGUGGAGCCAUGGCCAGCAGAGAGCUCUACUCCUGGGAGAACCGGCCUUGUGAGCAGCCCCUACACUUCAUCUGCCAAACAGCUGAUGAGAAUGGAUCACAACUGCAAAGAAUCUACUUCUACAGCUCCAGCACGAAGCCAUAGGAAGGCUGAAAUAUACGCUCUGAAAGCAGAUUUGAAAUCUUUCUGUUCCCAUAAUAGCACAGGUGUCAAACAUGCGGCCCAGGGGCCAAAUCC